AAUAAGACCUUUUAAGAUUCGUGUUACGGGGUACGUUCGUCAGCUCACUCCUUUCUGCCUGCUGACGCGGAGGAAGCAUCGCUGAAGGGUCUCCCUGCCGUCAUGUCUGAGUCCGAGUCUCCCAAGCAGCCGGAACAGCUGCGGAAGCUCUUCAUUGGAGGGCUGAGGCCCGAAACGACCGACCAGAGCCUGAGGAGCCAUUUUGAGCAAUGGGGAGCACUCACGGACUGCGUGGUCAUUAAAGAUCCAAACACCAAGCGAUCCAGGGGCUUUGGGUUCGUCACAUACGCCACCAUGGAGGAGGCGGAUGCCGCUAUGAACGCAAGACCACACAUGGUGGACGGAAGAGUUGUGGAACCUAAGAGAGCCGUGUCGAGAGAAGAAUCUCAGAGACUGGGUGCCCACUUAACUGUGAAAAAGAUCUUCGUUGGCCGUAUUAAAAAAGACACUGAAGAACAUCACCUGCGAGAUUAUUUUGAGCAGUAUGGAAAGAUUGCAAUGAUUGAGAUCAUGACUCACAGAGGCAGUGGAAAAAAGAGGGGGUUUGCUUUUGUCACUUUUGACGACCAAGACUCUGUGGACAAGGUGGUUAUUCAGAAAUACCAUACUGUGAAUGGCCACAACUGUGAAGUCACAAGAGCCCUGCCAAAGCAGGAGAUGGCUAGUGCUUCAUCCAGCCAGAGAGGUCAAAGUGGUUCAGGAAACUUUGGUGGUGGUCAUGGAGGCGGUUUUGGUGGCAAUGACAAUUUUGGUCAAGAGGGAAACUUCAGUGGUCAUGGUGGCUUCGAUGGCAGCUGUGGUAGUGGUGGAUAUGGUGGCAGUGGGUAUGGCUAUACUGGAUUUGUUAAUGAUGGAAGUAAUUUUGGAGGUAGUGGAAGCUACAAUGAUUUUGGCUUUUACAACAAUCAGUAUUCAAACUUUGGGCCAAUGAAAGAAGGAAACUUUGGGCCAAUGAAAGAAGGAAACUUUGGAGGCAGAAGUCCUGGCCCGUAUGGAGGUGGUGGCCAGUACUUUGCUAAGCCACCAAACCAAGGUGGCUGUGGUGGUUCCAGCAGCAGCAGCAGCAGCAGCAGCAGCAGCAGCAGCAGCAAUGACCAUGGCAGGAGGUUCUAAUUACAGCCAGGAAACAAAGCUCAGCAGGAGAGGAGAGCCAGAGAAUAGGCAAAAAAAACCUCCAGGACUGUAUUUGUGACUCAUUGUAAAACAGGUUAUUUUAGUUUCUGUUCUGUGGAAAGUGUCAAGCAUUCCAACAAAGGGUUUUACCGUAGACCUUUUUUUACCCACGCUCUUGAUUGCUAAAUAUAAAUAGUCUGGUGAUGACGCUGAAUAAAUGUCUUUUUUUUUUUUCUUUUUAAAUGUGCUGUGUAAAGUUAGUCUGCUCUGAAGCCGUCUUGGACAACUUCCCCAACAGUGCAAAGUUAGAAUUCGCUCAGGGUGGUGCCAAGUUCCAUUUGGGAUUUAUUUAUAAUUGCUUGGGUGGAGAAGUCAUUGUCUUCAAAAACCUUGGUGUAGUUAAACUGCUGCCAGUUACUGCUGUGACUUUAAUGAGUUUUACCAUUAAAAGGGUCAUCCAAGCAAAGUCAGUUUGGUUACAAUAAAAUGGUUGUGGCACACACACCCUAUGCAACAUCAAAAUUGAACGACGGUGUCAGAUAAAAUAACAGACGGGAAUGAAGCUUGUGGAUCAUCCGUUAUCUUGUGUAAUCAAUAAACAAUUUAACUCUCUUG
Messenger RNA from Peromyscus eremicus (cactus mouse), 1728 nucleotides. RefSeq names its product heterogeneous nuclear ribonucleoprotein A1-like. Bases 103 to 1113 code for a protein of 336 amino acids. Lineage: Eukaryota; Metazoa; Chordata; Mammalia; Rodentia; Cricetidae. Gene Ontology annotation, molecular function: RNA binding. The record is from RefSeq and is a predicted model, not a curated record. The transcript has a single exon.